Mya arenaria is the source of this 10524-nucleotide messenger RNA. RefSeq names its product sorbin and SH3 domain-containing protein 1-like. The record is from RefSeq and is a predicted model, not a curated record. Bases 1860 to 7685 code for a protein of 1941 amino acids. Lineage: Eukaryota; Metazoa; Mollusca; Bivalvia; Myida; Myidae. Gene Ontology annotation, molecular function: protein binding. The transcript has 10 exons.
UUACAUUCCCCUCCCCCUUUCUUGAUUGUCUUAGGGUAUUUUCGGUAUCUCUUACAUGUACUUAGGACUUUCCUAUUCCUGUAUACAGUCGAAACUCAUUAGCUUGAUAUCGCUUGGCUCCAUUUCCUCUUUGGUUCCAACUUGAUGUAAAGGACCGAUUAUUUUUUGUUAUCUAUGUAAGCAUUCCCGCUUGGCUCGAUAUUUGCAAGGCUGGAAGUAUAUUGGUCAGUCCAUGGGAUAUCGAGCCAGCGGGUUUCGACUGUAUAGAAGAAAGUGAGACAAAUCUUGCCCAUUCAUGUAAGGAUCACAUUCAGGUAUUAUUAUUAAAAAUAAUUGUAAUAUAGAAAUUAGAUUCAUAUAAAACCUCAUUAAAUUUUAUAGCUGAUAUAUGUCUAGAGACAAGCUUUCCUCAAUUCCUUUCAUUCCAACCUUCAAUAAGUAAGAAGAAUUUUGUUGUUCCUGCGAUCUUUAUGAUUUUGUUUGAAGAGAAUAUUUCAAGGAAAUUACAGAAAUAAAUACUGGGUGUGUUUAGAAAUGAAUUUAAUUGUUUAUUUCUUUGAAAAUAUUACAACACAACUGUUUAUCUAUUUUAUGAAAGAAGUGCCAAAGCACUCAAAAAGUAAGUUCUUAGAGUAAAUUAAACCAUAUUUCUUCCCAAAAAUGUUAUGUACUGGUCUGGAUUUUAUUUGCAUGAACUAGAACUGAAGCAUGGUAGAAUGUUUUAGAAAAAAUGGUAAAAAUUCUCUGAAAUGUCCCAGCCUUUCUCCCUAUUGCAAACUUUGCUGGGAACUGUUGCCAAGAAGAAAAUAUUUUAAAGGUAGUCAAGUCUUUUUUUAAAGGUCAAAACUUUUAACUGGUGUGUAUUGUCUUGAAGUCUUGUGACUAAUAAUGGAAAGUGUAAAUUAAAGCAUACUUAAUCAAUGUUUUGUUAAAUUCUAAACAUUGAAGCAUAAAAAUACUUCUGCUUCCCAGCAAAGUUUGUUCCCUGCUCGACACUCAUCUGUCCGUCUGUCUGUGUUCUGUCUGCAUUACCAUGACAACAUUUUCAGUGUUUGAACUUGAAUGCUUUUCUGUCAUACAAUUUUCAAACAAACAUUUUGAAGUCAAAUAUCUUGUUAUGAUGCAUUUAGAAAUUAAACAUAUUUUGACGUUAUCCAUUGCUUGACUUAAAUGUGCUGAAUGAAACUGACAGGUCACUUGAAAUAUUAUGUUGAAUGAUAAAGAUGUUUAAAAUUGCAGAUUUUAAACAUUGAAGUGACUAUCAGUUAAUUUUCAAACUAACGGCAACCAAUUUUAACUAAUUUUGUGUUUUCCUUUUUUGCAGUCUGCAUGGGAAUUCCUGUAGGUUGAUAUUUUCAUUUCAUUUUUGCAUCCCUUACACAACCUUCACUGGGCAGAACAAUCUCCAGUAUGACAAAUACUGGCUUGUGAAUGUUGAAACAAUGUCUUAAUCAAGAAAAGGGAGAUAAAAACAGUUUCAACUGUUGAUAAAGUCGUGAAUAGUUGAAAUUCAUUGAUAAAGGCUACAUGUAUGAACUGUGUGUGAACACUGUAUUAUUUCAUAUGACAUUAUGUAAUACAUUCAACAUUGUUGCACAGGAAUGAAAAUAAAAUUGAAUAUUCGAAAUGGCUUGCAACACUUGGUGAUCCCAGGGUGCAGAGCAGACGUUAAUUCUAUUGCAAUAUUAAUGAACUUUUGUCACAAUAUGAAAUUUUAGAACUUUCCCACACCAUAAACCACCAGCACUUACAUUUUGAAGAAACUCAAAAAAGCAGACCAUUGGAGACAGACUUAAUUACAAAAUACCUGCAUCAAGUGAAUUGUUUUGAUAACAGAAUUGAGAUAAUUGAAGAGCAUUAUGUCACAGGCUGAUUAUACAUGCCUCAGAAAUGAGCCAGAAGAUGUGCAGGGAACCAAAGCCAUGUCAGAUCCCAUGCUGUCUGGUACCCAACAGUGGGUAAAUGUCAGCAGCCAGGAGGUAGCUCCAGUUAAACCAUCUGAUGGAGCAGUUCAUAGUCAGGCACAUCUAGAGUUUGAGUUUUUUGACAAAGAGGAGCAAAAAAGGAGAGAGGAAUAUAGGAAUCGUGUGGAAAAACAUUACUGUCGUCUGAUUGAGGAAGAGCGACUGUCACCUGAAUCGGCAAGUUUUCUCAGUGAUGCUUUUGCCGAGGCUGAGGUACGCGCUAAGUUUGGAACUGUUCAUGAAAGGUCGGAGGCGACUCCAAUGUAUCACACUGGCAUUGAUAAAACAGUCUGGAGGGAAAUAGACCAUCAGCGGUCAAAAUCACUUGAACGAUUGAAAUCUCAGCAGAAGGAUAUGGUGACUGAUAACAAUGCUGAUAAUUGUGAUAAAAGCUCAAUGAUAGUGUCAUUAAAUAUGGAUAGUCCAGGGGAAUUUAGUGAUUUUAAUAAAGAUUUUAAUUCAUUUAAAGUUGAUGAAAGUGGUAGUCAAUUGAUGGAUAGUGGAUUAUUAGACAGUGGUCAGUUUGGAUUGGCUGGAGACAGUAUGGAGACUUAUAGACUUACAAGUAGUGAAAAUGGUAUACAUGAUGAUGUUCACAGUGGAAUGGAAAGUAUGUACGAGAAUGAAAAGGAAGUUAACAUGUAUGCAGAUGAGGAUUCUUUUCAUGGUAAUGAGCAUGACCAAACCAAUGUGACAAGUCUGAGUGAUGAAAGGGGACUGUUUGAUGAUGACACAGGUGACCUGAACGAUGUGGAGCUUGUAGUUGAUGAAAGCAGUGAGACUCUUAACAUGGAGUCUGAGGAGGAACAAUCAGACAGCGAAUACAGCGAGUUUGACCUGGCUCAAAGCAAUCAGCGUGAGUGGGUCAACUCUAGGGGAGCUCGAGCUGUUGGGAAGAGUAUGGAGACCUGGCUAGACUCUCCCCAGGGUGGGGUAAUUAAUGGGGCUGGGCAGGAUAGGUACUACCGGGAUAAAAUGGAUGAGUACAAGAGAAAGUUGGCUGUUAGAGAGAGGGGUAAGAUAACCCAGAUGUUGAAACAGAGCUCAUCUAUCCCCAGUGCCUCUCCCACACCUGUUGAUUAUGAUGCUGAUGUGGAGGUCAGCACCAGGGAUGUGUCUCGAGACAACACUGACCCUUCCCUAGACCAGUGGUCAGACAGCCAAGAAGAGUUUAAUGAUAGAAAUGGACAGCAGAGCAGUGAAAAUAACUUACCCAAACAGUCCUAUGACUUUAAUCGUAAGUUCAUGUCAAGUAGAAGUUCACUUAGCAGUGAGAAGAACAGAGUGGAUCCAUUGACCUACCAGUCUUACACAGCUGGCUUACUCCACUCCAGUGGCAAGUCUGAGAAAUUCCUUAAGUUACAGAAACACUUUGCUGUGCUUGAGAGGAUUACAGCCAUAGAAGACCAGACGAGACUCUCUGCUGGACUAUACUCCAGUGCAGCUGACCAGAACCUCCCUAGUGAACUGUAUGCAAAAUAUGAUGUACAGAGUAUGGAAGAACUGCAGUGGCUGUAUCAAGAACUUGGUGAGGCAAGAAAGAAUGAGGAAUUUUUCUAUGAUUUGCAGAAACUGGCAGUCUACCAUUGGACACCAACCAGAGAUUAUGGGCUUAAGAAGAGGGGCAAAUCAUUGAAUGAUUUAAAGAAAGUUUAUGAACAGUUAGAUGAUGAUGCAAAUAAUACUGAACAAAAUUCAUUCUUUCAAUCAGCCUUAAAGGCAGAAAAAGAGCGACCUGCUAGGUCUAUUCCAGCAACUUCCCCAAGACGCAAAGAUGCACAAGGUGGUCAUAUUGCGCAAAUGGCUAAAACUCCUCCGAAAGUCAUUCAGAGGCCGCUGUAUGGAACACAUAUCCCAGAAAAGUUGGAUGAGUUUGAAAUCAAAGUUGAAGCAAGAAAGCAAAAGACCAAAGUAGAUGAUACCCACUUUCCCAUGGAUAAUCUACAUGUCAGGUCAAUAUCAUCUCCAUACUCAAAACACCUACAGGAGGCUGAUGGUAAUACCAUUCUGAAAAGGUCCGACUCCUCAAAAGGCUCUCUGUUUGCCAAGCGUGGGAGCGAUGACAGGCUGGAACAGAAGAUGAAGCCAACAGGUGAGGUCACUCCUGUUCCUAGACAAUCGACCACAAAACACCAGCCACACUACCCUAAGAUCCUGUCGGGGCCCCAUGAUUUUGCCAGUCGAGCGAGCAAUAACUCUGAGGCUGUAGCAAGGCCCAUGCAGUCCAAUCUGCAGAUCUAUAACUCCCUGGAGAAUCCUCAGUACCAGGCUACAGUCACGUUUGAUGAGGGAAUACCUGCCAGAAAACUGUCUAGAGGUCGAUCUAAUGACAGCUUCAUUAUACAAAGAGAUUCUGAUGGCAACUAUAUUGUGUCUACUGCAGAGAGGAAUCAAAAUAGGUCACCUCAGGGUGAGAGAAGUCCAAGACUGUCAGAAACUGAUAAGCCAAGUUUAGCGGCCAGCCAGAGCCUUUCUCCUUUGUCUCUUUCUCCAAGGACAUCUCGAGGUGAAGGUGAAAAUCCUCUGAUUACAAGCACCCCUAGAGUGUCCAGAACUGAACCACCAAGAGAUUAUCAGUCACCUAGUAUGGGAUCACCUAGAGGUAGUGGGUCACCUAGAGUACCAAUGACAGAAAGAUCUAACUUGAGUAAGAUACCAUUGAAAAGUGAAUCCUGUACAACUAAAACAGCUCAAAAAUUACCACCUUGUAAUGAACAAAGAUUUUCUUAUCCCAGUAAAGACAAACGGACAGAAGAUGACACACCAGCUCCACCACUGCCGGCAAGAAACAGAAGGAUUGACCGAAGCCAUGUUUCCAGUGUCAAAGCAGUAGUGAAAACAUUUGAGAACUCUGACAGUAGCAAUGAUAACUACACAGAAGCACACCAUCAGUUAAAACAAGAACAAUUUAGAAGUAGCAGUGUGCCAAGAAGUCAUACAGUGCCAGACUUGUUAGAUCAUCAAACCCCAGUGGCCGGAACCUCCCUUACUUCACAUGACAGACAGAAGAGUAACAGUGAUGACUUACUUGCAAGUUCCGUUCAAACAGACUUUGGUAAAAAUCAUGCGGACAUGUUGGCAUACGAACAAAACCCUGGAAUGUAUGCAGCAAAGCCUUUACAAGCAAAUCAAAUUCCUAACUUCAAAGUAAGAGACUUGAGAUAUCUUGCUUAUAAUAAUGAGCUUUGUAAUAGCAAAUUCUAUCCAAAGAAAUCUCCAGCCAGUAGUUUGGAAAAUGUGAGGAUGACAUUUGAAGAACCUCGGCUUUAUAGCCCUGUUAGAGGAAAAGUUUUUCAAUCCAUAAAUCAGGAGCAUAAAACUGCAGUUCCCACUGACUGUGAGAGCUACGUGGAUAAACGCAGACACAGCACAAGCAGUACAGACACAUUUAUUGUAAAGGAGAGUGAAGAUGAAGGUGAGUUCCCUCCCCUGAAUGUUACCUAUACCAAGGGGCAGUUUGUAGGCAGCUUGAAAUCCUCCAAAUCUGUCCCUAACCUCUCUGACCCCACCCCUUCCAAACAGCACAAGGUAGCAGCUAGAUCUACUGCAAACCCCAAGCCUUCUCGGCUCUCAGAUUCUCUUCAUGUGUCUGGGAGGCAUUGCAUUCCCAAAACAGUCUGUGAAGACCAAAAUGAUGUGCCAAAUACUCCAUGGUGCAAACCAUCGGCCAGUAUUUGUCCUCCACCACGAUCUGAUAGCAAGCGUCUUUCUUACCUAGCAGGGUAUAAUAGAAAGUAUACCAGUGUAUUAGCUGACAAUGGCUCACACCUUCCUUCUGAAGAAAUCGUGAAGGAUGUAAUGCAAGCCAGUGAGUUAUACAAAAGGACAGAGCCAAAAGAGAAACCAAGGACUCCAACCAUUGUAAACAAGAUGACUUUGGAGUACCUGCAGGAAAUUGGCCAGGAGUGGUUAGUCUGCAAGACAAGGCAAACCAAUAAAAGCAAUAAAAUGACCAAAGAUCCUCCAGUCCUGCCAAGGGUGGAACCUUUUGUUGGCUCAGAUCUGGCUACCACACCUAACAGAUGGGAGCCUGUGCUAGUAAAUAGACCAGCCAAUGUCCCAUCACCACAGGCACACAAACAUGGCAAAUAUGAAGCUCAUGAACCAUUUACCAUUGCACCUCCAGAUGUUACAAAGGAGGCCAUUUCACUCUCAGCUACAGCAAUCAGCAUACCCCCAGUGCCUCCAAGGAGAACUGUGAUGAAGGCUGACAUAUCUGAGUAUGAAAAAUACCUGACUUUGCCUAGACGACCGAAAGCAAUAAAAGGUCAAACAUAUAACACAAUUCCCAGAAUGAGGCCCGACAACCAUACAAACAAGGCAAGAGAAGCACAGAAUCUUCCUGCAAGUCUGGACACUGGUGCUGCGUUCCAUCACCUGACAACAGAGGAGAUACGCAGUCAGCAGCCGCGCUGGUCAGGGGAUCGCGACCAACGGAGACGGGAGGAGGAGGAGUCGUACAGGAAACGUAGACUGGAGCAGAUAUAUGAUGAAGAGAGGAGAAAAAAGCUCAUCCAGCAACAGGCAGACAACGAAUCUCGCAAACACUCGGACUUCCUACUAUCUGACCAGCAAGUACCGUCCCAGAAGUCCCCGAUCCCUAAUGACAGGUUUGAAGAGCCGAUCGGUCGCUAUGGGGCAGUGCCCGAAGACCGUAGAAGGGGCUUUCAGAUCCAGGGCAAGGCCCGUGGGCUCUACAAUUUUACAGCACAGAAUAACAGAGAACUUCCUUUCCGGAAGGGCGAUACUAUUUACCUGAUACGCCAAAUAGAUGCCAACUGGUUUGAGGGGGAAAAAGGAGGCCGUGUUGGCAUCUUCCCUGUUAACUACGUUGAAAUAUUGACGUCCAUCGAGGAGGCCCAGAAUGCUGCGCAACAGUCGGAGGGCCUCGCGCGAGCCAAAUACAGCUUCACCUCACAGACUAGCGUGGAGCUCUCACUGAGAAAGGGUGAGACAGUCACGCUGCUACGUAAGGUGGAUGACAACUGGUUCGAGGGACGUCAUGGUGCCCAGCAGGGCAUCUUUCCCGUGGCAUACGUAGAGGUGGUGCGGGAACCAUCCACGCCCCUUGUCACCCCUGCACCCUCUGUCAUUUGCACACCCAUGACAGGCAGAGGUACGCCAGAGAUGCUCUCCCCCAUGAGCUAUGACGGGGCCCCUACACCCCCACCCAUGCCUUCCCCCGGUGCCUUCAAGUCCUCCACCCUCGACCGAUACAAUGGUAGCAGAUAUGGGAGCCAGCAGGUGUCCUCCCCCCGCCAGGAGACCCAGUAUGGCCGGGACCAGUUUGACAGUUCCCCUGCCAACAGACAGUACAGCCAGUCACCUGCCGGGCGCCAGAUGAAUGGAGGCUACUCCACCAUGCCCAACAGCAGUCGUCGUGAAAACGUGGUUGCUAGGAGCUCUCAAAGUCCACAGAUAAUCCGUAGAGACAAUCCACCUACAGUAAACAUUACUGCAAAAUCAGUGUCCUCUCCGAACAUUCAUGUGAAUUCUCACGAUCAUAAUAGGAAUAUAAAGCAGCCUGAAGAAGACUUAGCUUUAGCAAGGUACCGAGCGGUGUACGCUUACAAGCCCCAGAACGAGGAUGAGCUUGAGUUGUUGGAGAAUGACGAGGUGUAUGUGAUGGAAAAGUGUGACGACGGCUGGUACGUGGGAACUUCCGGACGCACGGGCAUGUUUGGAACCUUCCCUGGAAACUAUGUCACCCGCAUACAAUAACACAUCCUUCAUACAACCCUAGGUAUUGAAUGCAUAAAUAACCAGUAGUGCCAAGAUUGCCGGAUGUUGAGAACGACUUCUGCUGUAUAUAACAUGUAAAUACGCCCUGUAAAUAGACAAGUGAACCAACAACAAAAUGAAUUGCAAACACAGUUAAACAAAGAAAAACAGAUGACAAAUAUGAUUGCAAACUUGCAUAAUCUGUUGCUAUGUGUGGUGAGGAAUAUGUAAGUAGUUAGUUUGAACAAGGGAAGUAACUGUGAAUAGAAUGUGGAAGUGCUUAGGAUGAGGAGUUGACAAGGGAAGCUACUGUGUAUGGAAUGUGAAAAUGCUAGGAAUGAGGAAUCAACAAGGGAAGUUACUGUGCAUAGAAUGUGAAAAUGCUUGGAAUGAGAAGUUGCUUUCUAGAACAUCUGAACGCUGCAUUAGGGAAAGAGAUCUUCUAGUCUGCUCAUGGUUACAUCGCUCAUAAAUCAUGAAGGACGAAACAGAAACAUUAGUAUAGAUUGAUGGUUGUUAAAUUCAGAAUAUUUUGCCAGUUUCAUUGUGUAAAAGCUGAAUGUUUCCUGUGACAUCCUUAGGCAACUUAACGCUUGAGUGUUAGGAAAGUUGGUUUCUUUAUUAAAGUUAUCAUGUCAUUUUGAUAUUGUUUUAUAAUAAAAGCUAUUAAUUUUUAAAUUCGGUGUAAAUGUGGGGUUAUUGUCACUUCCCCUUUCAGUUGACUGUAGUUAACAUUUUUACCUCCUAUUUAUUUAAAAACAAUUUUUAAUGCACUGUUAUCUGGUUAAUGAUACAAAAAAAUAUAAAUAUUUUUGGACAUAUUGAAACAGCCAUACUAAUGUUAAACAUGAAACUGCUUCUUACAUCUAAUAUUUUCACAGGUUCACUGUUCUAGCAUUUGGUGAACAUUCACCAUUUAUGUAGAUAGUUAUAGGUCUGUACACACUAGUUGCAUUUAUUUAUUAUAAAGCAUGCUUUAUUUGUACAUGUAUUCUUUCACAUCAAGCUUUAAACAUGCAAAAUUGACCGAAAUUACAUUUUCCAAUUCAGAGUGAAAUUUGAGCAUUUAAGUAAUCUAAUCUUCUUAAACAUGUUUUAUCCAUUCAUUUUGGUAUUGCGCUGGUUCAGGUGCAUCCAAAUUUUUACAUACUGUUAUGGGAAUAAACAUGACAAAAUUACCUUAAUAUUAAAGUUGCAUACAUCGGCAUGUUCAUUUUGUUCACUCCUUCACUUAAAUGUCAUACACUGUUAAAAUCAAGGGCUUAUUUAUUGAUGCUUCAAUGUACAUUUUUAGUCGGAUGAUGUUCAGUAAUGUGAAUGAAUUAAGUGUUGUGAAAGGUUAGAAAUUGUUGUUAAUUUUUUGUUGAUUUUUAUGUAGAAUUAUCUAGCAUUUAUGAAAUGUUUAUCUAGUCACAAUAUCCCCAUAGUGACGGAUCAUUCAAGUGGUUAGUGUUUUCUUUUUUUAUUUCUUUGUUUUGUUUUUAUUAGAAAUCUACCGAUGCAUUUCGUAGUGUAAAAACGUUAUCAAAUAUUUCUCGGUGACAUUAUUUAUGCUUUUUUGUCACACCUAGACACAAAGGUAAACAUGUGAUGACGCUGGUCAUAUCAAUAUUUAUUUCAUACAUCAUUUGAUCACAAGAACCCCUGUUGAAUACUCAUUCUUAAGACAAGAUAAUGUUCAUACUUACAUGAACGAUGUACAUGUAUGUCCUUCGCUCGAACAAUGUACAUGUAUGUCCUUCACUCUUAUAACAAUGUACAUUCUAUCAUUUUAUGGAUGGCAUGAUUGCCAGUGGUCUUACUUGUUAACGAACAAAAUUGUUCCACUUUUCUUUGGUUUCUUUAUUAACCAUCUUUAUUGCUUUUUAUUCAUUCAUGGAAAAUUUAAACAUUGUAACUAUCCCUGAUAAUCAAGAAUGAAGACUUCAUUGAACAGUAAGAAAUGCUGUGGCAGUUUUUGGAAAUGGUUUAAUGAAUUUUUUAUGUUUUACAAUAUCUGUUUAAUAUGAUUGAACGAUCAUGUAGUCUAUACCUAUGAAUUGCAGAUCAAUCUGUUAGCAUCAUAGAUAUCAUCGAGACAAAAUUAAAAUAACAUAUAUAUAACUGAAUGGAAUAUUCAUAAUUUGGAAUGUGCAAAUAUGCUAUUGUCUUUAAACACUUUAUCAAUUAUAUCCGAGUUAAAACAAGAACAAUAAAUUGUGGUUAGUGACCUUUGUUACAUUUAUUAUUGAUUAAUAGUGAUGUACUCAGUACAUGUAGAUAACUGUUACAAGUAUUUUUACAUUUUUAGUAGAUUUUUCUUUUCUAUUUACAUGAAAUGUCUGUGUACAUGCUAUUAGCUAUAUUUAUUUAUAAGUAAAGUGUUUUAUACUGAGCUUAAUACAAUGUACAUGUGUAUGCCAAUCAUGAAGUGUAAUGCAUGCCUUAUAAGUGUUAUCUAUUACUCACAAUUUUAAUAAUCUAUUUUUAUAUGAAGAAAAAUAUACUUAAACUAAUAAAACAUGUAGAAUAUUGUUCAAUGUAUAAAGAAUCAUUCUGUUUAUUAUUAUUUUUUCGAAUAUUAUGAAGUCUCACUGUCGAAAGAUUUUUCAUUUCAACCUUUCACACUAUUUGUUUUUCGAUCUUUCAUUCUAUUUAAAUUUGAAAGCCUCCUUUUCAGUUAGUAAAGCCAAAAUCUGUUGUUAUUAGUGCUGUUUUGUUAUGGAAGGUGAUUAGUUUUCGUUUCUAUACUGGUGACCUAUGUUGUUGCCAUGACAGCUAUGGACUGAACAUGUGCGUGUAGUUUCUCUGUCAGUACAUUAACAUGUUUGGUGCAUGACAAAUAUACAGUUGCCUUUAA